Messenger RNA from Orycteropus afer afer, 1702 nucleotides. It is a transcript of the gene TUFT1, whose product is annotated as tuftelin 1. The record is from RefSeq and is a predicted model, not a curated record. Lineage: Eukaryota; Metazoa; Chordata; Mammalia; Tubulidentata; Orycteropodidae. Gene Ontology annotation, cellular component: intracellular anatomical structure; I band. Gene Ontology annotation, biological process: intracellular signal transduction.
GCGCGGAUAUUCUCAGGCUGACUCUCCAGGGCGAACUGACAGGAGAUGAACUUGAACACAUAGCCCAGAAGGCGGGCAGGAAGACCUAUGCCAUGGUGUCUGGCCGGUCACCUGGUCAAUCUCUGGCCUCAGAACUGGUGGAGUCCAAUGAUGGACAUGAAGAGAUCAUUAAGGUGUACUUGAAGGGAAGGUCUGGAGACAAGAUGAUCCAUGAGAAGAAUAUUAACCAGCUGAAGAGUGAGGUCCAGUACAUUCAGGAGGCCAGGAGCUGCCUACAGAAGCUCCGAGAAGAUAUAAGUAGCAAGCUUGACAGAGAUCCAGGAGAUUCUUCUCAUCAACAGGAGAUAAAGGUGGUAUUAGAAAAGCCAAAUGGGUUUAGUCAAAGUCCCACGACCUUGUACAGCAACCUACCUGAGGUGGACUCCUGUGUGAAUGAAGAUGCUGAGAGCUUGAAGAAGACGGUGCAGGACCUGCUUGCCAAGCUUCAGGAGGCUGAGCGACAGUAUCAGUCAGACCGGGUGGCUUUUGAGGUCACACUCAGUCGGUACCAGAGAGAAGCAGAAGAGAGCAAUGUGGCCCUUCAGAGAGAAGAGGACAGAGUACAGCAGAAAGAGGCGGAAAUUGGAGAGCUGCAGAGACGCUUGUUAGGAAUGGAGACGGAGCAUCAGGCCUUACUGGCCAAGGUCAGUGAAGGGGAGACAGCGCUGGGGGAACUCCGCAGCCAGAGUGUUGACUGCCGAGCAGAACAGGAAAGGGCUGCUAACCUGGAAAAGGAGGUGGCUGGGUUGCGGGAGAAGAUCCACCACUUGGAUGACAUGCUCAAGAGCCAGCAGCGUAAAGUCCGGCAAAUGAUAGAGCAGCUCCAGAAUUCAAAAGCAGUGAUCCAGUCGAAGGACUUGGCCAUUCAGGAGCUCAAGGAGAAAGUCGCCUAUCUGGAGGCAGAGAAUCUAGAGAUGCAUGACCGGAUGGAGCACCUGAUAGAAAAGCAAAUCAGUCAUGGCAACUUCAGUACCCAGGCUCGGGCCAAGACAGAGAACCCGGGCAGCAUUAGGAUAUCCAAGCCUCCUAGCCCUAAACCCAUGCCUCUCAUCCGAGUGGUGGAAACAUGAACUGGACAGAGAUGGAAGAUGGAUGUUGCUGUUGCUGCCGCUUCUUGCCUGUGGAGAAGUCCACCACUCCUGUAGGCUGUUAACACUGACUUUUGACUUCCUGACUGUUCCCUAACUGUACUCAGGGCUUCACAUUCAUGUAUCCCAUUCCAGACUCCUCUCUUGUGUGCUGGGCAGACAGAGGAUGAGUGGCUCCUCUGGAAGCGGCUUCCUUUUGGAAGCCAUUACCCUACAAUUAGGAGCCAGGGCAGUCUCCUUAUUACCGUAGUUAACUAUUUUUCUCUAUAGCAGAGCCUCCCUUCUGUUGUAGACUGAAGUCCAGCUGCCUUAGAAGCCAGGUCUUCAUCAGGCUGGGAGAAGUGACAGGAUUUGCCUCAGCCCUAAAAGCUAGAGACACAGAUGUCCACAGUGAUUGGAGAGUGUCCUGGGGGAAUGAAGUUCCUUCUGCAAACACAGCUUGGUUCUUAGCAACAAACUGUUUUUCUACUUGCUCCGCCCUCAGCCCAUGCUGAACUGGGCCUCCUACAGAUAGACAAUGGGGUUACCUGCCGUGGCAUGGCCUGGUCAGAGUCAGUGAACCUAAGCUUUGACAG